Messenger RNA from Camelina sativa (false flax), 956 nucleotides. NCBI's taxonomy places the organism in Eukaryota, Viridiplantae, Streptophyta, Magnoliopsida, Brassicales, Brassicaceae. The record is from RefSeq and is a predicted model, not a curated record.
AACUGUUUGGAUUCUUCUCUGUCUCUCUUUAAUCUUUUCCUUCUUCUGUGUUUGUUUUGUUUCGUCUUUUGAGAUUCAUAAAGAGAUGCGUUUUUUCUUGUGUGUGUGGCAGUAAAGAGUCUUCUUUUUGAAGUUAUUGUUCAACUGUUUAUAUCUGAUUCUGGUUUCUUUACACAGUUACUUGUGUAGUUAAGCAGUGAAUUCGAAUCCAUCUUUCCAUGUCCAGAUUUUUGAAAACUAUGAUCUAUUUGUAUGUAUAGUUAUGCCCAAAUCAGAACUUAUCAAUUUGAACUGUGGAAUAAGACUUGUUUGGUAGAACGAAACUCUUAUGUUUGGGAGAUUGUGUCGCUGAUUGGAAUUUACUUUCGAUUUAAUUCUGUAGAGUACCUAAAACGAGGUCAAGAUCAACGGCGUUCUCAUUUGCAAGAGAGCUCAAUCAUUUGUGAGGAUGGACCCCCAACAUACCGCCAUUUGGAGAAGCAAAGUGAAUUACUCAAAGAAGCUCAUAAGACCAUGUCACAAGAACUCCAAACACUCCAGGUUGAACAUGAGAUGAUGAUGCGUAAAUUCUAUGAGCUAAUGACCACUCAUCGUUUAAAUCAAAAGAAAAGGGUGGAAACUCAAACUCAAAAUGUGUUGGAAGGAAGAGAAACAGUUGAAGAUUCUCUAUCAACACUAACGAUUGGUGAUGAAGAAGAACAUUGAAGAACUCACUAGUCAGGAUAGACCGGGCCGGUUUGGGCCGGGCUUGAAAGGGAGGAUCUUAGGUUCGGAAGAGAGGUUUGUGUCCAGACACUGUAUUUUUGAAUCUCGGAUCUAUUUUUACAAAGAAUCUGUGUAACCUAUGUACAUCCUGUGUAUAAAUAUGCAAUUUCUGUAAUCUAAAAGCGAUAAAACAAUGUCAUAAAGUAACAUCAAUUGCCUGCAAAAAGAAUGGAGAUCCUCCAAUUUUCUUA